This is a messenger RNA of Teleopsis dalmanni, 3024 nucleotides long. RefSeq names its product ankyrin repeat and SAM domain-containing protein 1A-like. The transcript has 12 exons. Gene Ontology annotation, cellular component: cytosol. The record is from RefSeq and is a predicted model, not a curated record. Lineage: Eukaryota; Metazoa; Arthropoda; Insecta; Diptera; Diopsidae. Gene Ontology annotation, molecular function: protein binding. Bases 171 to 2972 code for a protein of 933 amino acids.
UUUUUUGAGAGCAGUGCAAUAGUCAUUGCAGAGAGAUUGUGUGGGGAGGUUAAUAGCAAUUAAUUAAAAGCAAUAUAAUUUUAAUAAAAUAUGUAGUGUUUGUUAAUAAUUUGUUAAGGUUACACAAAUAUUUUACAGGUUGAAAUUGUCUAGUAGCAAGUGCGCGCAAUAUGGGCAAAGAUCAUGAUUUACUGGAAGCAUCGCGUAAUGGGAACAUUUCAUUGGUAGGAAAAAUUUUGGAUAGUUUGCGCAAACGCACAGGUCCUUUAUCAAGUUUCAGACGCGGUCCUAGUGUAAAUGCUCAAGAUGUUAAUGGAUAUACCGCAUUGCAUCACGCUUGUUUAAAUGGACAUAGUAAUAUAGUUGUUUUAUUAUUGGCAUAUGAUGUAAUACCAGAUGUACCUGAUAUACGUGGGUCCACUCCUUUGUACCUUGCCGCUUGGGCUGGCCACCAUGAUAUUGUCAAAAUAUUAUUAAUGCACACAAAUAAACCUGCAAAUCCCAAUGCACAAACAAUAGAUAAUGAAACGCCACUACAUUGUGCUGCACAACAUGGACACAAUGCUGUCUUAUCAAUAUUAAUUUCAUAUGGUGCCGAUCCGACUAUAAGGAAUAAUAGUUUUCAAACACCACUCGAUCUUGCUGCACAGUUUGGACGUUUGCAAGCCGUACAAAUACUUUUGCGUAUGCAUCCUGAAUUAAUUGAUCCCUAUAAAAAUUGUGCUAAAAAUAUAGAGAUAUCUGCUGCCAACACACCUACGAAACUUACAUUCACACAUACAUGUUUACAUCUUGCUAGUCGAAAUGGCCAUAAAAAAGUCGUGGAGACACUUUUAACAGCUGGUGUUGAUGUGAAUUUGUUAACUCAUGCCGGCACAGCUUUGCAUGAAGCUGCGCUAUGUGGUAAAAAGUCUGUUGUUUUAACUCUACUGAAGGCAGGUAUAGACCCAAAUGCAAAGGAUGGGAAUGGACGUACAGCAUUGGAUUUAUUAAAAGUUUAUCCACCACAUGUUACUUACGAAAUUGUUACUGCCAUACAAGAUUUUUGUAAGAAACGCACAAUUGAAAAUGAAAACAAUAAUAAUUUGAACCAAAGUGAUGAUUCAAUGCGGGAUAAAUCCCAUACAAUGCCAAGAACUUUGUACGAGAAGAACUCUAAUAUUGCGAACAGUAAUGGCAAUAGUAAAUUUUUAACAACAAAUAUUUUAGUUGGAAAAACCACUAAAUCAAAUGGUCUCUCAUGUUCCAUGAGUUCAUUAGAAAAAAUAUCAUCUAAUAAAAAGCCACAUUAUUUAAAAAUGAAACCGAUAUUACAAAAGUCUGCAAACGACCUAACAACGCUUGGAAAUCCUCCGCUUCCACCUAAAAAAAAUGCAUCUCUUAAUAAUUUGUUAAAUAAUAGUUUAGACAAUAGUCCGAUUAAACCUACAAUAACCAGAAAGAAGUUUGUUCCAAAGUCUUAUGAGCAGAUAUGUUUGGCUAAGUCAGGAGGUUAUUCAAGUUCAGGCAGUGCGAAUAGUAUGGACAAUAUACCAAACCGGAGGAGAGGUCGUUGCGUGGAUGAAUAUGUUGUAAUGUCAGCACCCGAUACUAAAUCUGCUAACAAUUCAUCAACAUUAAAUGUAGAAGCAAAGCAAGCAAUUAUUAAUAAACCAAAAUUGAAAAAACCUUUUCCUAGUCCACGUAAUUUCGAAUAUAAAAAAUCUGCUGAAUAUGGGGAUUAUGCAAAUAUUAACUCUGUAGUCAAUUCUAACAAAGCUGAAAGAGAUUUUAAGCUAAAAAGCAAGAUUUACGAUGCUAACAACAAUAAAGCACAUUCGCCAACUCCAGAAUUUCCACCGCCAACAGUUGCUGAAGCAGAAUCUACUAUACAUGAAUUUAUACAUCCGCGUAAUAUGGAUAUGCAACGUGCAUCUAUAAAAUUAAGAAUAAAUGAGAGUAUCGAUAACGAUAACCCCGAAUCUGCAGCAGAAUCGGGGGAGUCGCACAGCUUACGUGCUUCCGACUGCUUGGAGGAGUUUAUAAGUGAAGUGCCAUUUGCUGGUCUUUUUAAAGGGUCUACACUUAAUCUACAUAUGGAUGAAGUUGAAUAUAGCAUAUUAGAUCGACGUUCAAGUGUUUUACGUUCACCCAGCCUAGUACGUUCUCUUAUGAAACCCGUACCAGCAAAGCGAAAUUUUGUUACACAAAAAUCUACACCGCCAAUUGAAAAUUUAAAUGAAUCCAAAGAGUGGGAAGAGAUUAAUACAAUUUUCGAAUCCAUCGGUAUGGAGGUGUUCAAUGCUAAUGAAAAGAAUACUGAAAAAAAUACAUUAAACUUAAAAGACGUAUUGCCUGCAAAGUCAGUGACGCAAAAUGAAUUUAAAAUGCGUAAACCCUCUGAUCUGGCUUUAGGUAUCUCUAGUAAUUUAUCAACCAAUUGGUGCCAUUCUCCAAAUACAUUAAUUUAUGGACAAAUUUUGUAUAACGUUUAUUAUCUCGGUUCUACGCUUAUCAAGGUACUGCAAGGCACGGUUUCUACACGUAAGUCAAUACAGAAGCUGAAACGAAAUGAAAAUAUGGUCGGCAAUGACUUAGAGGUGAAUUUAUUACAAGAUUGUAAUACAACCACGAAGUAUGUGAAGACAAACCAUCAACAGACACGUUUAGAAGUUGGAAUCGCCAUAUCACAUAUGGGCGUAAAAUUUAUGGAUAAUGUUAAUAAGAACACUAUUUGUUUGCAUGAUAUUGAAAAUAUUAAUUGUGUCUGCCAAGAUUCGGAAGAUCUGCGGUAUUUUGCAUAUAUAACCAAAGAAGACGACAUACAUUAUUGUCAUGUUUUUAUGGUAGACAAUUUGGAAUUGGCAUCAGAAAUAAUUUUGACUUUAGGUCAAGCAUUUGAGGUUGCCUAUCAACUUGCUAUGAAAAGAGAUAGCAUCUCCCCUGAUAAUGGAUUUAAAAGUUCUGAUAGUGUUUUUAUAGAAAAUGAGUAAUUUUUCAAUUAUUGUAUUAAGCAUUUAAUUAUCCGAUAAUGUAUUUUUUUUA